UCGAAGCGAGACACCGACACGACGUACGCGGCGUAUACUUUCGUCCCGCGUUUAUCGAAAACGCGACAUUUAAAACUCGUCAGAUGAUUUUUUCGUCUUUUACGUCAUUCUCGUCUCACGUGGAAAAUCGCUGUCUGUAGUUUUCGCGGCCAAGCGUCGGUUGCUUCGGAGAACGUGCCGAGAACGUGCCGGCUGCUGAUGUGGAAGUGCGCGUAACAGGUCCUUGCGAUAAUAUCCUUUCGAUUGGUGACCGGCAACCGGCCUCUGCGAGCAACUUUUUGACGUUGCACUUCAACCAGAUAACAAAAUAGAAAGAAAUCAACGAAUUAAAAAAAAAAAAAACAAAAAAAAAAUUAGUCGAGCUUGAAGGUUUCCAGCGCCUUUUGAUAAAGCAUUAGCGAUUGAUAAAAAAAACAUACGCAAAUGCGAAUUCGCGCGCGUGUUUCAAAGAACGUGCAAACGCAUCUUGAUCUGUGAAAAAAAAAAAAAUCUGCAAGAGUCGUAAAAGGGGCCGGGUAUAUCACAUACUCCUUUCCGGCCUCUUUUCUUUCCAUUCAGGCGCGUCGCAUUCAUUUGCCGACAGCGGCAGCAGCCGGUACGCGCGCGCGGACGCGCGCACACACACACGCACGUACAUAUACCACCGUUGCAUACGCACAUACGAUCAGAAUACGUGUACAUCUCGAAGAAGAAAGCGCGUCGGGGUUCGCGUUUUUUCUCGGAAUAUUAUACUAUCCGAGAGGAAGGCUGUAACAGCACGGUUGCUGCGAUACACAAAUUCCUCUUGUUAUUUGGGAAGAGCAAUUUGAGAUAAGAACCGACGCCGAGAUGACGUGACAUUAACAGAAAGGAAUGCCGGAGCGGAUUAGUUCAUCUUCUUUCGGUUGUUGGAAGUCGUCGACGAGCGUCGCGGGAUGUACCGACACGACGUCGUGAAGACGGGUUUGAUGAACGGUUCGCGAUCGACCGGGCUGCUCUGACGAUCGGCACGAUCACGGCCAAUUCGUCCCUCCGUAUUUCUUAUUCGGUCCUUAGAUCGAAGAGGAAAACGCGGUUGAACGGAGAAACACGCGGAGAUUAGCUAGCGGGAACUGGCGAACAAUGCAGAACUGCGGCGGCAAGUCGUCAAGAUGCGCGAAACGCGCCUUCCUCUUCGUCUUCGUCUGGGGCCUGCUGAUGAUCGCGGCCGUGCAGUUCCGUCACCUGGAGAACAGAACGCUGCACGGCGGUCCCACAGCCGAGGACGCCGUCGGCAAUCUGGAGAUUGAGCGAGGUCACGGCUCGUCAGGUAAUCUGGGUCUGUCUCGGUAUCUUUUGCAGAGGUCGUCGCUAGGUGAUCUGUCCAACACCGGCGGCAACGGCGCCUUUCUCACCACUCUGACCACUCUGAGAAAUCGUCUGGAGACGACUAGGAAUCCGCUCGAGCUGGAGCCACUGCUGGACAAACGACCGGCUAAGACGGAGCAGCAGCUGAUCGAGGAGAUCGUCGAGAGAAUGCCGAGUUUGCCGUUAAGCGACUGGUCGCGAAACAGCAAGCUGACGAAGCGCGGCAACGACAGCUGCGCAAAGUAUCCGCAGAUCUACGAGCUGGAGUUCAACAAUUUCUACUGGCAAACGUUACGCACCAGCAACGGCACGUUUCAGUUUUUUGGCGCGUUCUACGACAAUCGGAAGCUGUCGAAGAUCGGUCCGGCGGUGAGAAUCGUCGGGAUGAUCGAUCGAAUUGAGCCAACCGUGAAGACGUACUGUCAGCUGUGGUACGACAGCGAGAACGAGCCCAGGAUCGUUGAGACGCUCGAGUACAAGUAUAUCUGGUAUCCGAAGUGGGGCAAUUACAAGCAGGGCAUUUAUCAGCCCUACGUGAUAGCGUGCAGAGUGCCGCCGCUCGGCAAACCGCCGUCGUCAGUUUCGCUGGUGGAAAAACGCUGCGACACCGCCACCAACCACCUGCGAGUGAUCUACAACAAGCCCGAGCGCAAAAAAGACUUCGCGGUGUGUGUGAAGGGCUUGGACUUCCUGCACGAGGACUUGUCGGUACGACUGGUCGAGUGGAUUGAGCUGAUCAGCCUGCUCGGCGCCGACAAGAUCUAUUUCUACGAGCUACAGGUGCACCCGAACGUGACCAAGGUGCUGCAGCAUUAUCAGCGUCUGGGUAUGGUGCACGUGACCCCGCUGACGCUGCCGGGCGGGCAGCCGAACGUGCCUGCCUUCCAGCACAUGUACCUAACAAAGAAGACCAACCACAAGCGGCAGAACGAGCUGAUACCCUAUAACGACUGCCUGUACAAGCACAUGUACGAGUACGAGUACAUCGCUCUGCUGGAUGUCGACGAGGUGAUCAUGCCCGUGAAGGACGCGACCUGGCAGGAGCUGAUGCGCCGGGUGCUGCCCAAGGCGUUGCAGAUAAGGAACGAGACUCGCGCCUCGUACAACGUCAGGAAUGUCUACUUCCUCGACGACCUACUGCACUCUCACGGUUACUUCAAGGACAUACCUAAAUAUAUGCACAUGCUGCAACACGUGUAUCGCUCGAAGAACUUCACGAAGCCGAACCAGUACAUCAAGUGCUUCCACAAUCCGGAACGGGUGGUUACUCUGCACAAUCACUUUCCACUUGCGUGUCUGGGCGCCGGGUGCACCAGCUACCCCAUUGAUACCGAAGACGCGCAGCUGCAACACUAUCGCGCCGACUGCGUUCGCUCGCUGAAGAAGACCUGCGUGGAAUACCGCGAGAACAGCGUGGUGGACACGACGAUAUGGCGGUACAGAGACAAACUGAUCAGGCGGGUCACUGACACCCUCAAGACGCUCGGCUUCUUCGACCGGAGAUAGCGUCCCGCAAGAUCGAUCUCGUCUCCUUUUCCUUUACUCGUUUUUGCCCCCUCACGGGGGAGGGGAAGGGUUUGAUCGGUCUUCGCGCGCGGUAAAGACAAAAAAGGGAAUGUGCACGUGAGACGGGACACGGUGUAUCUAUCAGCGGGAGGUAAUUGCCAAUGGGGAACUUGCUCGGAGAUUUAAUCGAGAAGGUAAUCGAGCUAGGUGUAACCGGUAAAAUGGAUUCAUUUCUAGUGACAGCAUAAUAUCGCGUUCGGAUCAUUUGUAAAGAGGAUAUACGUUUUGUCUUUAUUUCUCUUGAAGAUUAUCGUUCGAUAAAAAGCGCGCCAUUUGUAUCUUGAAAUACGCAAAUGGAGGAGAUUAGUUUCCGUGUGUAUCGAACGGUCUUUAUUUUUAAGCAAAAUGGGACGUGCAAAACAUAUCGCCAGAUCGAAUCUUCCUUUUUACGAUUAUACUCUUUAUCGAGGUUUAAUAUAAGUUUUCCGGAUAUUAUGUAUCCGGGCAAAUCCGUAGUCACGAGAGCAAUUUACACGGAAAAUCAUUACGCUCGAUUUAUGUGAGUCCUAUUAAUACAGUAGUUUUCGGGUGCUCGUUAAAUCCGCGCGAAAUGAGUUGUCUCUUCGACUGUAAUUGCGGUUCAAUUUGUAUCGACAAUUAGCCGAGAGACGAGGGGGAAGGGGGGCAAUGAUGUUCGUCGAUUCAAACCGAUCGCAAGCAAAUAGAUUUAUCGUUCGCGAGAGAAAAACUUGCAGUAUUCCUUUCUUCUUCAUUUCUUGUUCUGUAAAUAAUUUAUAUUUCUUUAGUCUCUCACACAUGCUCAAUAUAACUGAAUACAGAGUCCGCGAUCGAUCGACAUAGCCAUAGUAAUAGCACGGCGAUGAAGUAUAACGGAUUGACAAACACAUAUUGUUGGAAAUAUCAUUUAUAAAUAUAACAAAAAAUUGAUAAUCUCAAGUAAAAUUUUAAUACAAAUUAAAAUAAUAUUCAAAUUUUAAUAAAAAGCUUUCAAACUUUUAAUAAAAAAAAAGUUACAUAAGAAGUGUUGCAUAUCAAAAAAACGUAUGAAGUAAGAAACAGAAGAAAAACGAAAUUAAAUGUGAAAACAGAGAAUAUAAAAACUUUUAUGAAAAAAUUCUAUUAAAACAAUGAGUUAUUUACGUUAAGCCUGUUUCUCUUAUGUAAAAAAUAUACAUUUACAUAUGAUUAUAUAAUUAGACUUAAUCAAUCUUCUUUUUUUCUUUUCUAUAUGAUUAUUGACAACCAUUUUUUUCGAAAAUGUGAUGAUUCAAGUGGAAUGACCGUUCCGACUGAAACGCUGUGAGAUAUAAAUACUGGUAUUAAUUAAGACUAUACUUUUUAAUCAUUCUUCCGUAAUCACGAAGCGGUCUGUAGAUUUUCGGAACGGAAACCGGAAGUUGAAUUUAUCAUAUGCGAUAAGUGUAAAAAAAGGAUGAGACAAAUGGGAAUACAUUUGUGUACUUCUGUAUAAACUAUAUGUCGUGUUUUUUUUUUAAUAUCUCAAAUAUCUUAUAUUUUUCAUUAUUUAAGAGAGAAAAUGUUUCCAAACAGAUUCUAAUGUUUAUUUCAAUGCACAUAUCAACGACAGAAUAUUGAAAAAAACGUCAUAAUUUAAACUUGGUUCACACGAGGCAUCUAACGCUGCGUUAAGCGCGCGUUUUGUGAAAAAAAAAAAAAAAAA
Messenger RNA from Pseudomyrmex gracilis, 4534 nucleotides. RefSeq lists its product as uncharacterized. NCBI's taxonomy places the organism in Eukaryota, Metazoa, Arthropoda, Insecta, Hymenoptera, Formicidae. Bases 1102 to 2832 code for a protein of 576 amino acids. The record is from RefSeq and is a predicted model, not a curated record. The transcript has 3 exons.